This is a messenger RNA of Setaria italica (foxtail millet), 1025 nucleotides long. RefSeq lists its product as uncharacterized. Bases 128 to 664 code for a protein of 178 amino acids. The transcript has 5 exons. NCBI's taxonomy places the organism in Eukaryota, Viridiplantae, Streptophyta, Magnoliopsida, Poales, Poaceae. Gene Ontology annotation, biological process: regulation of DNA-templated transcription. The record is from RefSeq and is a predicted model, not a curated record. Gene Ontology annotation, molecular function: transcription coactivator activity; chromatin DNA binding; zinc ion binding.
UUGCGUUGGAUUUUGGAAGGGCUGCCUGCGACUGCGAGAGGGUUAGUCGCCCGUCGUCUCGUCUCCUCCCUCCCGCAGCAACCAAACCGACAGAUCCGUCCUGCCUUGCUAGGGUGCGUGCCAAGCCAUGGACGCCGACUGGCGCUCGCAGCUCCAGCCCGCGGCGCGCAACAGGAUCGUCAACAAGAUAAUGGAGACUCUGACGAAGCAUAUCCCAGUACCACCGCCACUGCCAGAGGAUCUGAUUGAGCUUCGAAAGAUCGCUGUGCGAUUUGAAGACAAGAUGUAUGCCGCAGCCUCCAGCCAGUCUGAUUAUUUGCGCAAGAUUGCUCUCAAAAUGCUGGCUGUGGAGACCUACACAAAGACACAGCACAACCCUGGAAACGCUCAAGUCAGUCCAAUUCUGAAACCAUCAGAUCCAGGUAGCAGCAGCAAAGGGAAGAAGGGAAAGAAGCUGAGAUGCCAUUUCUGCAAGAAAGGUGGUCAUUUCAAGAAGGACUGCCCCAAGAAGAAAAAAUGGUUCGAAUGGUUGACGGUUCCUGCAGGUAGCAGCAGCAAAGGGAAGAAGGGAAAGAAGCUGAGAUGCCAUUUCUGCAAGAAAGGUGGUCAUUUCAAGAAGGACUGCCCCAAGAAGAAAAAAUGGUUCGAAGAGAAAUGUAUAUGAAUUGCUUAUGAUCCAACCCAUAAGCGGACCUAAAAUACAUGGGAAUGGAGUGAAGGCACUGAAUUGAAUGGACCGGGACUUGUGAAUAAUCCUUGACAUUGGUCUGUGCUCUUAGAGCUAAAAGGGUGUCUUUAUGUUUUUGAAUGUUCUAGAAAUCUUAUGUCUAUGAAAAAGUUGGAUGUACUAAGUUUUAAGUCUGUGGACAUAGACAUUGUGUUCUCUUAUAUAAGAAUUAAGUAUGGUUAUAGUUCCGGUACUUUGAUUGAUGGUUUAUACCGUUUCAACCUUGAUAUUUUUCGAAACUCCUCUUUCAUGCUGAACACAUUAUUGAAAAUAAAUGUAAUACACAUAAUGAGCUGAA